AUGUAUAUCCGUACUGUGUAUGGGUUGCUGCUCAUAACGCUCAGCGUGAGUACUUGGGCAUCUGCUGUACAGAAAAGGUCAAUCGACGUCGAUGGAGAUGGUGUUGCGGAUACAUGCUAUGAGAUUUGUGAGAAGCCGCUCACAUGUCUGCUGGCCGAUGGAUCUUGGACGACUGUAGCUAGAAAUAUUGUACUUCAUACAACUAGUACAUCAAUAUCAACCACCACCUCAUCACAUUCAAUAACAGCGACUGGUACAGCUGCACAAUCGACAUCAUCAUCAUCAGGUUCUGCGACCGCUGCAGUAUCUGCUGUUAAGAAAGAGGCUAGCCAGACAUCCAGUACAACAAAACCAACCAGUACGACGAAAAGCACUUCAACCAAGAAAUCUACCACUCUCAAAACAACCACCACCAAGAAGAAAACUACUACAACGAAGAAGACCACAACGACCAAACCAACUACUACCAAGAAGACCACCACCACCAAACCAACUACCACCAAGAAGACCACCACCACUAAGCAUACCACCACGAAGAAGACGACUACCACCAAACCGACUACUACCAAGAAGACCACCACCACUAAGCAUACCACCACGAAGAAGACGACUACCACCAAACCUCAUACCACCACCAAGGAGACCACCACAAGCCACAAGUCGAGCACGAAAAAAACAACCACUCAUAAGACCACCAGCACAACCAAGACAUCAAGCAAAACCACGGUUCUAGCCACAAGUCCAACGGCAACAUCCGGCCUUCCAUCAGUAUCCCAGUUCCAAAAGGAUAAUGGCACCAAAUGGAACGUCGAAUACAUCGGCAACCUCUCUUUCACAGGCCAGCUUCAGAAGGAAAAUCUGGGCGGCGACAAAUGCCGGACGAGCAAGUUAGGGGGCAAAGUGAUCUGGAGCUGCGGCGAUAUGGAGUGCGGCGGCGACGUGAUGACGUGCGGCCUCUCGAUGGGUCCAGCAUUCUACGGCACCGACACUGUCAUGACUGUGAACACAACGGGUUUAACGUACGUUACGGAAAACGACUUUGUCAAACCAUGGUCUGGAGACGAAGAUAUCCAAGAGCCCUACCAGAGCUGGGGCAUGGACACGUCAAACGUGGCCGCCAUCAAUUCGACCCACGGCGUCGCAUACGCCUACGAGAUCUGGCGCAACGGACCGGAUGGCGCCGCCGAAGACCGAGGCAACGCAGUCGCCGUCGUGACAUUGGGCGACACCAAGCCCAUCGCCACGCGCAUCGGGCCAUUACUCACAGAUAACACCACUAUUCAUCUAGGCAUACACUCCAUUCUCCGCGACGGCAAUUAUAUCUAUAUCUACUCCAUGGGUGGACCUACGAACAUCAUGGUUGGCCGUGUCGAGGCGUCGGACGCCGUGUUCACACCCUCCAAAUACGAGUUUUUGAAGAAGGACACGAACGAUACCUGGGUAUCGGGCAUUCCUCAGUACAAUCCCACCAACAUCGCGAUGAUGGCCGGAUCCAGCGACGGUACGUUCUUUUGCGAGCACUAUGGCUCUGUCACAUUCAACCACUACCUCAACAAAUACAUCUUGCUGUGCGGCAAGUUUCUGAGUUUCGUCACCAUGUACGUGGCCGACACGCCCUAUGGCCCUUUCAGCGACGGCUACCAGCUCCAGGCCGGCGGCCAGAUGGAGGGCAGCUACGGGACUAUGAUGCACCCUAUGUUCCAGCCUGUCGCGGGCAGUGAUCAGUCCUGGUACUAUUCCCUGGGACCAAAUUCCGCCUUUUACAUGUACAAAAUCACCUUCCACUAUUGA
Exophiala viscosa is the source of this 1791-nucleotide messenger RNA. RefSeq lists its product as uncharacterized. The record is from RefSeq and is a predicted model, not a curated record. Bases 1 to 1791 code for a protein of 596 amino acids. The transcript has a single exon. Lineage: Eukaryota; Fungi; Ascomycota; Eurotiomycetes; Chaetothyriales; Herpotrichiellaceae.